This is a messenger RNA of Lactuca sativa (garden lettuce), 1783 nucleotides long. NCBI's taxonomy places the organism in Eukaryota, Viridiplantae, Streptophyta, Magnoliopsida, Asterales, Asteraceae. The record is from RefSeq and is a predicted model, not a curated record.
GUAAUUUUUUUUUUCUUAUCUUCCCAUGUUGUUCUUGAAUCUUGAUUAUUGAAAGUCAUGGAAUGUAGUGAUGAUAAGUUAGACGCUUGAACUUAACUUUGAAGCUAAUGGGUAUCCAUCAAUCAUCGGUAGAAAUGUAUAAACAAAUGAUUGAAGAAUUGAAAGAAAAAAAGUUUACCAAAUUGGAUUGUUCUUUGUCAUGUUUCGCGUAAUAUUCUUUCUUUGUUGCUUGCGGGAGUUGCUUUAAAUUUAAUAUGUCCACUGCACCACCAAGCAUAGAUUCUCUUCAUCGACAAUGUUUUUGAGCCCUUAAUCCCAUUACCUGAAGUGGGGUUUCUUGAUUUUGUGCCCUGUGUUUUUCUGCAUUUGAUUCCCUUUCUCUUUCCAUCUCUAUCUUUCUCGUUAUGAAAAAGAUUUCUUGCUUUUCCCCUUUUCUUCACCUCUCCUUUCCAUGGAUGCCAUUGUUUCUUUUUGGAUUUUAGGCACAAUGUGUAGCUGGUUCACAUAUAUGCAUAUUUAGUGUUUGAAUAUUCACUUCUUUUUAUUCCAUUCCCAAUUUGCCUAUAAAUUCACACUCUCCCAACAAACCUAUUUCUUCAUAUUGCAGCACACGUUUUCACUGAUACAAGCCGGUGGUAGUGAUCUUCAUUAGUGAUUAAUUACUGAUCAACGCAUUUUCCUCUCAAACGAUUCACAUGUCCAAGAUGAGUUAUUCAAGCGCUUCAAUGGGUUCCGGUAGUAGAACAGCUAGGAGAACUGUGGAAUUCGGAAGAACAUAUGUUGUGAGGCCAAAAGCAAAACACCAAGCAACUAUAGUUUGGUUGCAUGGCCUUGGUGAUAAUGGUUCAAGUUGGUCACAACUCUUGGACAAUCUUCCUCUUCCAAAUAUUAAAUGGAUAUGCCCAACUGCACCUACUCGCCCAGUGACUGUGCUCGGUGGAUUCCCUUGUGCUGCAUGGUUUGAUGAAGGAGAGCUUUCAGAAGAUGGUCCAAAUGACGUUGAAGGGUUAGAUGCUUCAAUAGCUCACAUAGCAAACUUGUUAUCAACAGAGCCCUCUGAUGUAAAACUUGGGAUUGGUGGAUUUAGUAUGGGUGCUGCAUGUGCACUUUACUCUGCAGCUUGUUUUGCUCAAGGGAAAUAUGGAAAUGGAAAUCCUUACCCAAUUAACUUAAAAGCUGUUGUUGGAUUGAGUGGGUGGCUUCCUGGUGCUAGGAAUUUAAGGAACAAAAUUGGUGGCUCAAACGAAGCCGCAAGACGUGCUGCUUCAUUGCCCAUUUUGCUCUGUCAUGGACUCAGUGAUGAAGUAGUUCCAUAUACUUACGGAGAGAGGUCUUCCCAGAUGAUGAGUUCCGCCGGUUUUCGAUAUGUUACAUUCAAAAGCUACCAAGGGCUUGGUCAUUAUACAGUUCCUAAAGAGAUGGAAGAGGUGUGUCAAUGGUUGAAUGCAAGACUUGGAGCUUGAGAGAUUUAUUUCUUGAUUAUGGAACUGACAUGGGGAGAUUUGGGUAAACAAUAACCGAAGAAUGACAACUAAAAGAAACAGAUUUUGUAUUGGGAGGAAUAAUGAGUAGAGUGAUAGAGGGGCUUCGGUGGCGAUUUAAUGGUAUACAUAUAUAAUAUAUAUAUCUAUAAAUAUUUAUAUAUAAUGUUGUUUUGUAAGUUGGUUGUUAUAAAAUAAAGAUAUUCGGGAUUAUUGGUUUUUAGAUGGAAAUUUGUUUGUUUGACAGCUUGAGAUUGUAUUGUAAUAUUGACUUUAGAUGGUAAAUGAGCUUCUGUUGUUUA